AUAAUUCAUUUCACCAACCUAAUUCUUCAAGGCUAGAAACAAAGAGAUAAAAGUAACCACUUUUUCAAGGCAUUAGGUAUAAUGUAUGUCAAACUGAAAUUAUGUGACAUCUCCUUUACAACUAUAUAUGCACCCCAUUACAAAAAUAUUAAGUGACCCACUCCAUUUCCUUUUCAAUGCAUUCUACUAUAUAAGAAAAUCAAAUCAAAGGCAUUCUUCACUCAAAAUUAAGAAUACCAACUCUCUAUCUUUUAGAUUCAUAAAAAAAAAAUGGGAAAAUUUUUGGGUGUAAUUGUUUUGUUCAUGUGUUGUGUUGUUCCAAGUUUGGCCAAAGUUUAUACUGUUGGAGACUCAUCUGGAUGGGGACUUGGUGUGGAUUAUACCACUUGGGCUAGUGGAACAACAUUGAAUGUUGGUGAUUCACUUGCUUUCAACUAUCCAAGUGGUCACUCGGUGGACGAAGUAAGUUCUAGUGACUAUGCUUCAUGCACUACCGGUAAUUCCAUAACGUCCGACAAUAGCGGCGCCACCACUAUCCCUCUCAAAACCGCCGGCACUCAUUACUUCAUUUGCGGCGUAAUGGGCCAUUGCAGCGGUGGCAUGAAGCUCGCCGUUACAGUAGCAGCAGCCGGAGGCGGUGGUGGUGCAGGUGGUGGUUCUACCACACCGUCACCGGACACCACCACACCAUCAACCGGCACCACCACACCAACAUCCGGCACCACCACCCCUACUACUGCACAUCCAUCUGCAUCAGUAAUUUUGUCACCAUUUAUUCCUUUGUUAAUUUCCGGUGUGGUUGCAAUAUUUAGUUAUUUUGUUACUAUUUAAUAAGCUUAGCCAGGAUAGAGGCAGUGCCAUGUUGUGACCAUUUUUUUCCCUUGUUACUUUGUUGAUUUUAUUUAUGUUUACUG
This is a messenger RNA of Solanum verrucosum, 914 nucleotides long. Its product is annotated as blue copper protein-like. The transcript has 2 exons. The record is from RefSeq and is a predicted model, not a curated record. Bases 271 to 831 code for a protein of 186 amino acids. Gene Ontology annotation, cellular component: plasma membrane. Gene Ontology annotation, molecular function: electron transfer activity. Lineage: Eukaryota; Viridiplantae; Streptophyta; Magnoliopsida; Solanales; Solanaceae.